Molecule: messenger RNA, 1602 nt
Organism: Quercus robur (English oak)
Lineage: Eukaryota; Viridiplantae; Streptophyta; Magnoliopsida; Fagales; Fagaceae
Product: glyceraldehyde-3-phosphate dehydrogenase A, chloroplastic-like
Exons: 5
Coding region: 216-1424 (402 amino acids)
Biological process (GO): glucose metabolic process
Cellular component (GO): apoplast; chloroplast
Molecular function (GO): glyceraldehyde-3-phosphate dehydrogenase (NAD+) (phosphorylating) activity; NADP binding; NAD binding
Source: RefSeq, a predicted model, not a curated record
CAACCAUUCGUUGAAUGAGAGGGCUAUCCAAAAUCUCAUCCUCUCAUUGUUUCCCAAACGUCCACACCGUAACCUCUUCUGCUACUUGUUAAUAAGAUAAUGCAACGUUGAUGGUCAGGGUUUUUGCUACUUGUAGUAGUACUACUACUUGUGCUGCAGCAGCCACGCUUUUUUAAUUUACUACUAUACAUUAAUUCUCGCUUUGGCUGCCAACCAUGGCUUCGGCUACUCUUUCUGUAGCCAAACCAUCUCUUCAGGCAAAUGGAAAAGGAUUUGCAGAAUUCUCAGGCCUACGCAACUCAUCAGCAUGCCUUUCCUUUGGGAGGAAAAGCUCAGAUGACAUUUUUUCAAUCGUCGCUAUCCAGACACAUUCUGCUGGAAGUGGAGGAUACAGGAGAGGGGUAGUGGAAGCAAAGCUAAAGGUGGCCAUAAAUGGGUUCGGUAGAAUAGGCAGAAAUUUCUUGAGGUGCUGGCAUGGCCGCAAGGACUCCCCUUUGGAUGUCAUUGCCAUCAAUGACACUGGAGGUGUGAAGCAGGCAUCCCACCUCCUCAAGUACGACUCCACCCUCGGCAUCUUCGACGCUGAUGUCAAGCCUUCUGGCGACAAAGCCAUCUCCGUUGAUGGCAAGAUCAUCAAGGUCGUAUCAAACCGUAACCCUGUCGACCUACCCUGGAAGGACUUGGAGAUCGACCUGGUAAUCGAAGGGACCGGGGUGUUUGUUGAUAGAGAGGGUGCAGGCAAGCACAUUCAGGCUGGGGCUAAGAAGGUGCUCAUUACUGCCCCUGGGAAGGGUGACAUCCCUACCUACGUUGUAGGAGUCAAUGCAGACGCCUACAACCCAGCCGAGGCCAUCAUCAGCAAUGCUUCUUGCACCACUAAUUGCCUUGCUCCCUUUGUCAAGGUCCUUGACCAGAAGUUUGGCAUCAUCAAGGGCACCAUGACUACCACUCACUCGUACACCGGUGACCAGAGGCUACUUGACGCCAGCCACCGCGAUCUCAGGCGUGCACGAGCUGCUGCUCUAAACAUUGUUCCCACUUCAACAGGUGCAGCAAAGGCUGUGGCCCUUGUCCUGCCAUCACUUAAAGGCAAACUCAAUGGGAUCGCCCUGCGUGUGCCUACUCCAAAUGUGUCUGUGGUCGACCUUGUUGUCCAGGUAUCUAAGAAGACCUUUGCCGAAGAGGUGAAUGCUGCUUUCAGAGAAAGUGCUGAUAAGGAGCUCAAUGGUAUUCUUUCUGUUUGCGAUGAGCCCCUUGUUUCAGUGGAUUUCAGGUGCACUGAUGUGUCCUCAACUGUUGACUCAUCAUUGACAUUGGUCAUGGGAGAUGACAUGGUGAAGGUAAUUGCUUGGUACGAUAACGAGUGGGGUUACUCUCAAAGGGUUGUGGAUUUGGCUCACAUUGUUGCCGACAACUGGAAGUGAUAAAAACUCGUUGUCAACUGCAUUGUUGUCUCUAUUUUUGCCCCUCUCAUUUUAUGUUUUGUUUUCUGAAUUACAUUUCUUUUUUACCCUUUUCAUUUAAGCAAUACCACCUAAUAUUGAUGUAGGUCCUUUGGAUGUACCUUUGACCCUCAAUAAUUUUGAAUAUGUCUUUUCUUCA